Molecule: messenger RNA, 480 nt
Organism: Tribolium madens (black flour beetle)
Lineage: Eukaryota; Metazoa; Arthropoda; Insecta; Coleoptera; Tenebrionidae
Exons: 3
Coding region: 50-406 (118 amino acids)
Source: RefSeq, a predicted model, not a curated record
GCGUUAUUAGUGUCUGUCAUUUACAACUGUCAAAAUAUAUUUCCAAAACAUGAACGGAAUUGUAAUUUUUGCUUUUGUAUCAGUUCUAGUAAUUGGUUUAUUUGAUACAGCCAAUGGUGCAAAAAAGUGUUACGGAUGCGGAAAACUCGGCGGAAAUUGCGACAAACAGUUCCAAGUUGAAGUAAUUUGCAUUAAAUCCGAUGCCAAAUGUUACACUGCCAAAGAUACAAAAAGUGGCAGUACCUUGAAGGGUUGUCUUGAGAUUGAAUCUCUUUGCCAAAAUACAGACACAAAAAAAUGCUGGACAUGUAGUUCCGAUUUGUGUAAUGGGAGCUUAAAAAUUGGUUUCAAUUUUUUUGUAUUGGCGGCACCAGGGUUUUUGCUUUUGUUUAAUAUGUUUUUGUAAUUUAAUAUGUUUUUACUUGAAUCAUUAUGUAAAUUUUGUUUGAGUGAAAUAAAGGACGUUUGCUAACUAUUGAA